Molecule: messenger RNA, 3198 nt
Organism: Cydia strobilella
Lineage: Eukaryota; Metazoa; Arthropoda; Insecta; Lepidoptera; Tortricidae
Exons: 8
Coding region: 273-2891 (872 amino acids)
Source: RefSeq, a predicted model, not a curated record
UUCAAGGCAGAUGUUGUUGUGCCAGAUUAUCCCGAAAAUUAAUAAAACAAUCACGUCCACAAAGUAAAUUAAGCCUGACGCAGGUGUGUACUGAGCCAAAGGAACAAUAACAACGUGAUUUGGAAUAAGUUUUAACAUUUUGUAAUGUGCUUUUAUAAAGAAUAAUGGGCCCAUAACAAAUGCAAGUACAGACUAACUACCACUAUUUUUCCGACUAUUAACGUAAAAACGCAUGUUUAAGUGGAUAGAGAACUACUGAGCAUUAAUGUGCAAUGCCUGUGUGUUGCUACCAUGAUUGUCUCAAUACAAAUGAAAACAAAUCCAUGUUUUCAUUCCCUAUCAAUGAUUAUCCUCGCUUACAGCUGUGGAUACAACAUGCGGGUAAUAAAAACCUGUCAUCAUUGUCGCACCAAAAGUUAAAGCGCCGUUACAUUUGUGAGGAUCAUUUCAAACCUGAAUAUGUAUGUAAGAACUGGGUGAAAUCCAGACUUCUACGUACCGCUGUACCUCUACCGUUUAAACCUGUCACACCAGUGACACCACCAGCUCCACCUAUCGAUUAUGUCAAAGUGUUUGACUUUCUGUGUAUGGAGUGCAACAAACCAAUCACAGGGUUUGGGUUCCAAUGGUGGUGCCUACAAUGCGACGGACUGCGUUGCGGCGUAUGUGCCCUACGAAUGGUUCACCGUCCACACUUCCUGCUUCGGUCCCCAGCCAACACCACUCCUGAACAAAUUCAAAUCUUGAUCGCAGCCAUACAAAAGGAGCUGCAGCUUGAGGACUUCUUUAAUACACGCGACGCAGACAAACAUGCGGACAACGUCGAGUCAGCAGAUGUGGAUUUGGAUGUAAUAGAGGAAAGCCUACAAGAACCAACAGUAAAAGCGGAACCUCCUGAAGAAGCGGAGGACCCCCUGGCCGAAUGUUCCAACUAUUCUUUCAUUCUAAAAUCCAACGAAACACCAACCAACAACUAUUACACUAAAGACCACCAACCCAUUUCACAAAACUGUAGACCAAAUCCGAAGUAUGGCCUCAGUGACUCAUUAAAUACCCACGAUGAAGACAUGGUUUUGGGCCUAAGAGGUACAGAUUAUCAACCUAGCGAGAAAUCCUUAGACUUGGUCAAACCUUUCGAAUACCAGCGGAAUUUGCAGUAUUUAGGUCUUGGCAAACCAUUAGAGAUUCGAGCAAGCCAGUCUUCAGGCCUUGAAGACUCAAUCGAAUAUAGACCAAGCAAGAAAUCUGUAUGUCUCGAAUCAAUCGAUUAUCAAGUAAGCCAGACACCUGAAUGCACUUUAGAAUCUCAAGAUUGGAUCGAUUAUCAACCAAGCAAAAAAUCUGUUUGCCACGAGCCAAUCGUUUUAUCAAGCCAGACGUCUACAGGCCUCGACAACUCAGAGCACCGACAAAAGAUUUUGGAUUUCGAUGACUUUUACGGUAACUUCGGCCUCUAUACAUACGAUCAACCGGACAUCGCCGAUAUCCGGCACUCGGCCAGUCUCCAAGCAGCUCCAAAGGGCCCUGAUAGAGCUCAAAGUCCGAAGCCAAAUAAUAUAGAAUUAUCUGGACCUUCUUCGUGGGCUACAGAUAAAGUUCCAAAUAUGGAUUCAGCUAACAUGGAAUUUUCUGGAUCUUGUACGUUAGCUACCGAUAGAGUUCCAAAUACGGAUCCAACUGGCAUGGAAUUGUCUGGAUCUUGUUUGUUUGGUACAGAUGAAUUUCCAGAUACAGAUCCAACUGGCAUGGAAUUAUCUGGAUCUGGAUAUGAAUCUGACGGAUCAUCCGUACAGUUGGAAACCCUAGUUCCAAAUGAUCAACAUCCGAGAGACGAGGACAUCCACCCACCGUGCAACAAACGAGUCCGUGUUCAAACUAGUACAGAAAAUGUUGAAAAUGACUUAGUGAAUACUACAACACCCCAAGCAAUAGAGAUCAAAAAUAUAUCCCAGCAACCCGAACAAGUGACAUUGAUAGAAGAUGAAACAGAAUAUACGAAAAAUAAAGAACCAAAAAUAAGUAGCCCACCACAACCGUUGUGUCAAGUAUACUUUGAGAAUAAAAAGACUGAUCAUAUUAAAACACAGCAACCAGAAGUUCAAGCACACUCCACCCACAAAAAGCAAAAUUGUGCGUAUAAUAUGGAACAGAAAAAUGAUCAUAACAAACAAAAGUCAGUUAACACUAAAGGAAAGCUUAAGAAUACUCAUAAUAGAACGCAGCAACCACGAAUCUACGCUACCUCCACCAAACAAGGUUUUGAGAACAAUGCAGUACAGACGGAAAAACAUAACAAACAAAAAACUGUAAAAACUAUAGAAGAUCCUAACUAUGGUCCUCUUAAAACACAGCUACCAGAAAUACUAGCAGACUCUACACACAAAGGCAAAAACUCCACAGACGCUACCGAAGAACAGAAUAAUAAAAGUGAGACACGGCAACCACCUAUUAAAGUAUACUCCAAGAAACGAAGCUGUACGAAUACUAUAGAACAAAAAGAAAACAAACUAAAGUCAACAAAUACAAUAGGAGAUCCUGAGAAAGAUCCAAAUAAAACGAAGGAACCCGAUAUUAAAAUAUACACCACCAAUAAAAAACAAACUUGUAAGAAUAUUACAGAGCCUGAAGAUGAUAAUAGUAUAACACAGGAACCAAAAAUGCAAGUAUAUUCCACCCACAAAAAGCGAAAUUUUACAGACACUACUGAACACAGAAAUAAUCCCAAACCACAUAUAUCAGUAGAAAUGAACUUAACACACAAAGACAUGAAAUCAAGGGAAAUUACAGAACAAAAUAAAGAUUCAAAUAAAAUACAGGAAACACAAAUUCAUGUAUAUUCCACUCACAAAGCCAGAAACAGUAAACACUGCAGAAAGAGAAAAUACUCGUAAUCAUGAUAGAAUACAGCGACCAGGUUCAAAACAAAUAACCAAAUUCUACGGUCACUAGAUACCAAAGAGAAAAACUACAUUUCAACAAGAGAAAAUCACAAAAUUGUAGUAAGACGCAGGACCAACGGGCAGAAUUUACCAACUAUCAAAGUCAAAACAAUCAAAAUUUUACGAAUGAAGGACAACACAUAAAACUUAGAUUGGCCCGAGGAGGGAGAUCACGAGGUGAGUCUGAUACGUGAUGAGGAAUAAAAAUAAAAAUAAAAACCAUACAAACUGCAGGUAUUUUACCGUAAUGGAAUUGAAA